AUGAGCACCGUCAGCAACAAGUCGUUCGAGGUCAACCUCCAGGGCGAGGUUCCGUACAAGGACUACACGGCCUUCGAGGAGCGCAUCCGCGGCCUCUGCGGCGACGACACGGAGAAGGAGCAAUUCUCGUACAAGGAGUAUGUCUACAACUUUGACGCGCAGAGCCCGCAAGGCGUGCCCAACUACGAGGUCCGCGCGCGCCACGUGAUCUACGGCUCGUGCACGUUUACGGGCGCGGCCGUCGAAGCCACGUCCAAGGCAGGCCAGAAAUGGGAGCUGCGCUACAUUGGCAAGUGGGAGCGCAAGAAGCCGACCGAUCAGACGGGCCGCGCCGCGCAGAGCGUCGCGUACCGCAGCCAAGUCGCUGUCUCGGCCAGCGACAACGUGCGCACCUUCCUCUCGACGCUCGGGUUCCGCCAUAGCUUUCGGUACAUGCGGUCGGGCACGCGCUGGAACUUUCCCAAUGGCAUCAUGGUCGAAGCGACGCGCAUGAAGCCCCUCGAGAAGGACGAGCAAGAUGACUUUCCGCUCGAAAACAUGCAGGUCGACGCGCUUCUCGUCGAGGUCUCGGCGCUCACGACCGACGACAAGAUCGAAGAGGUCGCGCAAAAGAUCCGCCGGCUCGCGAUCGAUCUCGACCCGUACUUUAUCGAGCGGCCCGUCGAAGGCAAGGAAGUGUCCCAUCAUACCGCGAUCCUUGCUGGUGAGAUGCGCAACAUGAAGAAGCAAAAGGUUCGCCGGUAA
Messenger RNA from Saprolegnia diclina VS20, 744 nucleotides. RefSeq lists its product as hypothetical. Bases 1 to 744 code for a protein of 247 amino acids. The record is from RefSeq and is a predicted model, not a curated record. The transcript has 7 exons. Gene Ontology annotation, molecular function: transcription coregulator activity. Gene Ontology annotation, cellular component: core mediator complex; mediator complex. Gene Ontology annotation, biological process: termination of RNA polymerase II transcription; regulation of transcription by RNA polymerase II. Lineage: Eukaryota; Oomycota; Saprolegniomycetes; Saprolegniales; Saprolegniaceae.